Molecule: messenger RNA, 5532 nt
Organism: Pleuronectes platessa (European plaice)
Lineage: Eukaryota; Metazoa; Chordata; Actinopteri; Pleuronectiformes; Pleuronectidae
Gene: ism2b
Product: isthmin 2b
Exons: 6
Coding region: 654-2075 (473 amino acids)
Source: RefSeq, a predicted model, not a curated record
CGUGCGUAAAAGGCAAGUUUACCGAGCCCGGUUGGCUGGAGCUGUGCACACACACGCGCGCGCACUGGAACCAGUGGAUGAACUUCAGCAGGAUAAUGGAUUAGCGCAUCGCAGCUAAAGAGAAAAGGCGCAGCGUGCGAUGAACUCCAGAUGUCAACGCAUCGGAAGAAAACAUCCACCCACCCACACCGGGAUGACUCACGGGUUGUAAAGCGGCAGAAUACGCGGGCGCCGGUGCGGACGGGCAGAUCGUGCGUGGGGUGAUCCGACUCGUUUGUGGUACUUAAAGCUCGGUGGUUUGUUUAUGGGGGAGAGAAGAAGGAGAAAGAGAAGAGGCAGCAGCAGCAGGAGCAGCAGCAGCGGGACUCGAGCCGACACACGGACUGUCAGUUGCUGCAGGAGGUGCCGGUGCCAGAUAUGGACAACGCGCGGGCCACCACUCCACGCUGGUGCGCAUCUUCAUAAAGUCCCACACCUCCCGACGCCGGGUCUGUCCCGAGUCUGAAACAACACCGCCGCUUCCUCCGAAACAACAACAACAACAACAACAACAAGUCGUCCACGGAGAAGAGUUGGACACGAGCGUCAGAGAACUUUUGUCUAGUUUUUUUCUUGUUUUUUUCCUUCCUUCAAACGUUGACGAAGCGGAGAACAUGCGUCAGGAGGUCGCGAGGAGACUCCAGCUGCUGCUCGUGCUCUGGUCGGUGCUCCUGCUCAGUUUGGGCUCGGGCUUCCCCACCAGACACAAGAGUGUCGCCCACAAGGGUCAUGGACACCCUGUUCAUAAUGGUGGGGUCCAGUAUGUCCCUGAGACUUUGGAGCAGCAGAACCAGGUGCAGAGUCUGCUGCCCGAGCCACACAGCCACCAGAGGAGGUGGUCGCACCCGCAGCACCGCUCCGUUGGGGUUCUCCCACAGCCUCAGCCUGAGGAGGAGACCAAACCCUUCAUCCUGGAUCUCCAGAACUUUCCAGACCUGGCCAACGCUGACAUCAACUCACAGAACCCCAACAUACAGAUGACCAUUGAGGUUGUGGACGACCCUCAGAUGGAGGUAGAGAUGGACCUGGCCAAGGAAAAAGAAUGGCUGCCCUCCUCUUCCUCUUCCCCCUCUUCCACAGUAGAUUGGCUCGGCGGCAAGAAGCUUUUCUGGCCUCUUUUCUGGAGUUACACCGACGCCGAUUCUGGCGAGGACAGCAACAACCGGUCGGGCAUGGAGGAAACUGGCGAGGAAGAGGAGGAGGAAGACUAUUCGCUGGAUUAUGGCAGCGAGGAACCCUUACCCAGCGGAGUGGGCGGAGACUGGGACACUCAUUGGAACGAAGGCUGGGAUCCAAUGCAGAGCUACUAUGAAAAGGAGACGGAUGAGUGGACUUCCUGGUCUCCCUGUUCGGUGACGUGUGGCCACGGUGAGAGGAAGAGGACGAAGUCUUGUGGCUACUCCUGCACUCUGACAGAAGCCUCUAGGUGUGACCAGGAGCCCUGCCCCGGUGAUGUCAACACUGUGCCAGAACCUUUUCCUUUCGAGAUGGAGAAUGGCACCGAGCCAUUUGGAACAGAUGUGGACAGCUGUGAGAAGUGGCUCAACUGCAAGAGUGACUUCCUACAGAGGUACCUCCACCAGGUGCUGUCCGAGCUGCCCGGGUGCCCCUGCUCCUACCCCUCUGAAGUAGGAUACACCGUCGUCAGUGUCUAUGACGAGACUCAUGGCCGGCAGUUCCGCUGGCGUGAUGCCAGUGGCCAGAAGGAGCGCCUGGACAUCUACAAGCCGUCAGCGCGCAGCUGCAUCCGCUCAGCGCUUUCUGGUGACUUGUCCACUCUCGCAGCGCAGCACUGUUGUUAUGACGAACGCGGGCGCUUGAUCACGCGGGGUAAAGGCGCAGGCACGCCGAACCUGAUCAGCACUGAGUUCUCACCCGAGUUACACUUUAAGGUGGACGUGCUGCCUUGGAUCCUGUGCAAGGGAGACUGGAGUCGCUUCCAUGCGGUGCGUCCACCCAACAAUGGGCAGAGCUGCCCAGCAAACCCCCAUGAAGACGUGUUCAUGAACGAACUAGAAGAGGCCAGGGAGUACUGAGGGACCACAGCCAAAUGUACAACUUCACUCAGAGUCAGAGAGUCAGAGGGCCCAAUCCUAAUUUGAACGGAGGCUGUCACGAAAAUAUUACAUCUAAACCAUGCAUCAGCCACUCAUCAUGCAUUGAUGUUGUGAAGUGUGGCUGUGUCAAGUUAGGAUUUGGCACCGUGUCCUGACAACAGGCUCAACUGAACCGAACUGAAUUACAUGAAUGGAAAAAAAUGCAGUGUUCUCCCAUUGCUUGCCAACCAUUUACACAUCUGGCAUGACAUCAAGCUCUGUUUCCUUUUAUUCACUGCACUCUCCUGGGUGCGUGUGAGCGUGGUGUCCACCUACUGGCUUCUUUGACGGUGUCCUGGAGCGCUUGUGAUUGACCAUAGCAACACAUGGUAAACAUCCUGAUCAUGCUUCUUCGAAGUUUUACCUUAGGAAAUGUAUGACUCCAUUUACACCUGGUAGUAAGAGUCUCAUGACCAGGUUUCUAUCGAGAUACCAUUUGAAUGUGAUGACAUGUACACCUGGUAUUAAUGUGUGACUCCAGUGUCACUGAUGCUACAUUCACAAAUGCAUCGACUCAGCUACAGAUACGCCUGGCAUCCACACUAGUCAAGAGUUUCAGAGCCACUAAAACAGAGAAGUUUGGAAACAAUGCAGCCGUGUUUAAGUUUGCAAACUCCUCAGCUGUGUUUUAGUUUGGAUGAGCAGUAAAAAAGACAAUGACGUAAACACUCACAACUUACUGCUGAUUUGGUCUUUUUACUCAUGACAUAACGUUUGCUGAUUCGUCAGGUUCUUAUCACAUGACCCCCUUCUGGAAGGGGCAUUAGCCUCAGCUAGCCAUGUAGAACGCAACAUGGAUAGUCAAUUAUAAGCAUUGCGGACCCUGUUGUCUUUGCUAACAGCUGUUGUGAAGUUAGAAACUGAGACAAGCUACUUUUUGAGUAAUCUGCAUCAGUUCCUCUGUCCAGUGAGACGCACACUCCUUCUUGUUAACACUAGCAUGUUCAUGCCCAGUUGUACUUGAGUGGUCACGUAUAAAUACAAAGUAGCAUGGACGUGGCCUGAGAUCUGACUGAGCUUUAAUGACUCAAUCCAAUUCACGUUACAUCCGCUACACAUUGUCCAAAAAAAAACAAUGAUCUAAAAAAGAGUAGACGAAGACGGUAGAUGCAUUAUUGUGUUUGUUUGCUUCUCUCUUCUUUACUUCAUUCAAAAGUGUGUUGAAUGAAGUCCAAUGCUAAGGACUGAGGAGAGGAAGGACUGAUUCAUGUGUUUAUUGGCUAAUGGCUUGUAGCUGCCUAGCUGCUACCUCGCUGGUCUGGGAUUGUCACAUGCGAUUUAAGUAUUUCCAUACACGUUGUUUGUGGGUUGACGACAGAAUUGCAUUUACAUUUGUGUCACACUGCGUCACAUUUAAACCUGUACUUUUCCAGUGGUCCAGUACUUUCAAACUGCGUUACCUUCACCCAAACACAUUUUAAUACCAGGUGUAAUAUAAAUACGUGAACGUGGGCUGUAUUAAUGCAGCAAACACAAGCAUAUUCCAACAAAUUUGAAAUUUUGAAAAGAAUGAAGGGUGUCUGAGACAAAUAGACCCAAAAAUGCCAAAUUUAUUCACAUAAGCGUACAUUUCAACCAAUCUUUUGGAAAGAAAAUUUGUCAUGAUAAAAGAAUUUGAGAUGUGAACCUGAGAAAUAAAUGAUUAAUUAAUAAUCUGAAAUAUGCAAUUGCUUUAUCAAGCUUGAUUGUGAGAAUUGAGAUAACAGCCUUUAGUCAGUAACAGAGAAUUGGAUUUCGAAUGUUUCUUCACAUAGAUUGAUGUUGUGCGUUUCCUCACAUUUUUACAAUAUAUAUCAUCUGGGUGCCAAAGAGUUAAGAAAAUCUGACUGUUGGUGCCUGUGUUAAAUCCAACCUCCUAAGUCUCUUCAGUGCAAAUGCAGGAGAAAGAAAUAAUCAGCUAUACAGUGAGUAGAUUGUGCUCAAAGAUGCGUCUCUACAAUGUUCUCAGGGUGACUCACUGACCAUGAUAAACACAUUUGUUCAUUUACCUCUACAGCGGAGCACUAUCAGACUUUGUACAAAGUGUAUCGGGGUAAAGAGUAGUGAGUUUUAUCGUGUGUGUGAUCCAGAUUAGAAGUGGAGAUAAUACUUUUGUGCGGUUUAUAAAAGCAAAUAGAUCCCUUAUAUCUGAAUUAUUGUUGUCGGUACGUUGAGUGUGGUAGAAAGGUGUCAUUGCAGUUUAAGCUGCUUGGAUCGAAAGGACAUUCCUAUUCAAAUGGGCACGCCCAACAUGGACCUUCGGGAAACGUUUGAGUCUGUCAUCGUUAGGUAUAGCACAAAGAAAUGAAAAGGCUUGUGUGUUACCAUAUUAAACAUUGAGCAUUGUUAGCAUUGUAGCAGUAGAUGUGUUAAGACUUUAUCCCUCCCCCAAUAAACUCCCAGUGACAAUCAUUUUAAACCCCUUAGAAAUAUCCUAAAACUCCAGGAAGGGCCCUUUCUAUCCCGUCUGAUUUCAUGGAUGUUUUUUUUUUUUUUCAGGAACUCUGCUUCCAGAUUUGCAUUUACAUUUUGGAAUCACCAAUUUUAAAGGAAGGCACUUUAUUUAUAAGUUUAUACAGAUUGGUGACAAAUUGAAGGAGAAAAAAAAAAUAGUAUGUGAACAGAGGAACCUAACAAAGGCAGAAAGAGUAUGAGGGCGGAUAAAAGCAUUGAGUAUGACCAUGAUGUGAAUCAUAUGCUAUGGCCUUCGCAGUCACCAGAGCUCAGCUGAAAACCCAUGGGAGAUUUGGGAUGGGCGUGUUUCUCGUUCUUCCCCAUCAUUCAUCUCUUAACACCAAAUGAGGGAAUAUCUUUUUAGAAGAAUGGUGUCAACCCUCCUGAAGAGCUCAUGCCGCUAAUUAAAGCUCUUCUGGAGGCUUGUGGUGGCCCAACACACUUUAUAUUGGGUUUUCCUUUCAUUUGUCAUCCAAUUGUGUGUGUGCACGUGUAUAUAUUUGAAUCCACGCUCACACACACAUGCAAAUGAUAUAUCAAAAUGUACUCAUGUUCGCCAUUUGUCGACGGUAGUGUUAUUGUGAAGGGUAACUCGCCAGAGAUGCAGCAUUGUUCUAUGAGAGUGCAUAUAUCCAGCGUUCGCUGGAGAGAAGCAUGAUCUUUUUGUGAUUUCUGAAUCUAGUAUUACAUAUAUGGUGUUGUACAGUAUUUAUUUGUCUGCUCUCGUUUUGUUUUUUAACUUUGUUGAAGCUUUGAAAUGACUCUAUACUCAACAUGGUGCACUAAUCCGACUGAAAAACGAAGGCACCCGCAUCGAAAGGGAAACCACAUGCCUCAUAUCGCUUCGUACAGCAACACAAAGUGUGUGUUUCAUUUUACGUUCUACUGCAGUGCUAUAUAAAUAAAAAAUGUUGUUGCAAUUACGCUGACGAAAUAUAUAUAUAAAGACCUUGCAUUCACCUGA